AUGCCUGGUCAGAGAUUGUGCAGGCAGAAGAGAGGUGGUUGUAGGCCCGCGAGGCUGCAGAAGACACUGGCAACAUCAGAAGCUUUACAAGAACUGUCAGCUAGAGUCUGUAAGAAAUUACUUGUGAGAAGACUUACAGCAAAGAGAGGAACUGCACUGCUUGAAGCCAGAGGCUGGUCUGAAGAAGGCAGGGGAUUGGCCGCUGACCUGAAGAUUGAAUGCAGUGGCAGGGCUGAGAGGGAUGAAGAUGCAGUCAUGAGCAGCAGCACCCCUGCUUCACCAGCCAGCAAAAAGCAAUCAGAGAAGUUGUGA
Molecule: messenger RNA, 312 nt
Organism: Blastomyces gilchristii SLH14081
Lineage: Eukaryota; Fungi; Ascomycota; Eurotiomycetes; Onygenales; Ajellomycetaceae
Exons: 1
Coding region: 1-312 (103 amino acids)
Source: RefSeq, a predicted model, not a curated record